Molecule: messenger RNA, 4707 nt
Organism: Heterocephalus glaber (naked mole-rat)
Lineage: Eukaryota; Metazoa; Chordata; Mammalia; Rodentia; Bathyergidae
Gene: Tmem67
Product: transmembrane protein 67
Biological process (GO): cilium assembly
Cellular component (GO): MKS complex; ciliary transition zone
Source: RefSeq, a predicted model, not a curated record
AGAGGCUGAUGGGGCACUGGAGACUGCGCUGUCUCUGGCCUCAGCACCAUGGAAACGCUUGGUGGGGCUAGGGCGGCAAUGGCGGCUUGGUCUGUUUUAACCGCUAAGGCUCUGACUGCAUUCCUCAUGUUGGUCCUCCCUCGCGUCUCACAGGCUCUCACCUUCUCCUUACCUUUCCAGCAGCCAGAGACAUGCAGCCACAACCAGUACUUCGAUAUCUCGGCGCUGUCCUGUGUCUCGUGUGGAGCCAACCAGAAGCAGGAUGCUCGAGGAACCUCAUGUGUGUGUUUACCAGGAUUUCAGAUGAUUUCUAAUAAUGGAGGACCUGCCAUUAUUUGUAAAAAGUGUCCAGAAAACAUGAAUGGUGUUACUGAAGAUGGCUGGAACUGCAUUUCUUGCCCUAGUGGCUUAACUGCAGAAGGAAAAUGCCACUGUCCCGCUGGCCAUAUUUUAGUGGAAAGAGAUGUUAAUGGAUCAUUGUUAUCUCAAGCAACUUGUGAGCUUUGUGAUGGAAAUGAAAACUCUUUUACUACAGCCAGUGCUUUAGGAAACACAUGUGUCCGAUGUGAACCAACAUUCAUUAAUGCCAGCAGGUCCUGUGAAUGUUCGGAACCUAACAUUUUAACAGGGGGAUUAUGUUUCAGCAGCUCAGGGAGUUUUCCUCCACGUGUAAUUUCAGCUGCACGCCAGGGAGAGCCUGGGAUGUCUUUCAUUUCAGAAUGGUUUGCAAAGUAUUUGCAGUCAGCAGCAGCUGCAUGUUGGGUGUAUGCCAACCUAACAUCUUGCCAAGCUCUUGGUAAUAUGUGUGUGAUGAAUAUGAAUUCUUAUGACUCUGCUCUUGAUGCAUGUCGACUGUUUCAGUUUAUCUUUGAAAAUACUGCUGGACUGAGCACUGUGCAUUCUAUUUCAUUUUGGAGACAGAAUCUUCCAUGGCUGUUUUAUGGAGACCAAUCAGGACUGGCACCUCAAAUACUCAAUAGUAGACCUCUUCCUACAAAUUUCAGUUUUAAAAGACAAAGCCAGAAUACAGAACUGAAGUUUGUUGCUGCUUCCUAUGAUAUAAGAGGAAAUUUUCUUAAAUGGCAAACUUUAGAAGGAGGUGUUUUACAGCUUUGUCCAGACACAGAGGCAAGACUAAAUGCUGCUUAUUCUUUUGGAACAACCUAUCAACAAAAUUGUGAGAUUUCUCUUUCUAAGAUCCUAACCGACUUUCCCACUCCUAUAUUUUAUGAUAUUUACCUUGAAUAUAUUGAUGAAAAUCAACAACAAAAUAUUUGGGCUGUACCUGUGUUAAAUUUAAAUCUUCAACACUAUAAAAUGUUUGUGAAUCAAGACAGUAGCUCUGGCAAGUGGCUUCUGACUCGGCGCAUUUUCUUAGUGGAUGCAGUAAGUGGACAAGAAAAUGACUUAGGAAAUCAGCCAAGAGUAAUUCGAAUUGCUACCCAGAUAUCACUGAGCAUCCACCUUGUACCUGACACAAAAAAUGGAAACAUAUACCCUCCCUUAAUCACAAUUGCCUACAGCGACAUUGAUGUCAAAGAUCCCUACCGCCAAUCUGUAAAGAUUUCUUUCUCAGUCAAAUAUGAAAUGGAUCAAAGAGAAGCAUUUGUCCAGACAGAUAUUGCUUUGGGUGUGUUGGGUGGGCUAGCUGUUUUAUCAUCUCUUUUGAAGACAGCGGGGUGGAAAAGACGCAUUGGGAGUCCCAUGAUUGAUCUACAGACAGUUAUGAAAUUCUUCGUGUACUAUGCUGGCGAUCUGGCCAAUGUCUUUUUUGUCGUCACAGUGGGAACAGGUCUUUAUUGGCUUAUCUUCUUCAAAGCCCAGAAGUCUGUCUCUGUUUUGCUACCACUGGCAGCUCAGGAAGAACGCUUCGUCACUUACGUGGGAUGUGCUUUUGCUCUGAAGGCCCUGCAAUUUUUGCAUAAACUCAUAUCCCAGAUUACCAUAGAUAUAUUCUUUAUUGAUUGGGAGCGGCCUAAAGGAAAAGUUCUUAAAGCUGUUGAAGGUGAGGGCGGUGUACGGACUGCCACUGUUCCUGUAAGCAUUUGGAGAACGUAUUUUGUAGCAAAUGAAUGGAAUGAGAUUCAGACUGUGAGGAAAAUUAAUCCACUCUUUCAAGUACUUACCAUUCUCUUCUUUUUGGAGAUUGUGGGAUUCAAGAACUUAGCAUUAAUGGACUCAUCCUCUAGUCUUUCUAGAAGCCCAUCUAGCUACAUACCUCCUUACAGCCGCAUAUUGAGGUAUGCUGUGUCUACUGCUCUUUGGCUGGUCAUUGGAGUUACACAGAUGGUGUUCUUUGUUGGCUUUUAUGAGCGAUUCGUAGAGGAUAAAAUUCGACAGUUUGUUGAUUUGUGCUCAGUGAGUAAUAUAUCAGUGUUUUUGUUAUCCUACAAAUGUUUUGGAUAUUACAUUCAUGGUAGAUCGAUACAUGGGCAUGCAGAUACUAAUAUGGAAGAGAUGAAUAUAAAUCUUAAAAGAGAAGCGGAAAACUUGUGUAGCCAAAGAGGUUUGGUACCCAACACAGAUGGUCAGACUUUUCAGAUUGCAGUUUCCAGCCAGAUGAGGCAGCACUAUGACAGGAUUCAUGAGACGCUCACAAGGAAAAAUGGCCCUGCUAGACUAUUGAGUUCAUCAGCAAGUACUUUUGAGCAGAGUAUAAAAGCAUAUCAUGCGAUGAAUAAAUUUCUUGGCUCUUUCAUUGAUCAUGUACAUAAGGAAAUGGAUUACAUUAUAAAAGAUAAAUUGCUUCUUGAAAGAAUUCUUGGGAUGGAAUUCAUGGAACCAGUGGAAAAAAGUAUCUUUUACAAUGAUGCAAGUUACUCUUUCAGCAGUGUGUUGUAUUAUGGAAGUGAAGCCACUCUUCUUAUUUUCGAGCUGCUGUUCUUCUGUGUUGUGGAUUUGGCUUGCCAGAACUUUAUUGUAGCAGCCUUCCUCACAUACCUACAACAAGAGUUGUUUUAAUUUUUCAGAUUUUUAGAUUUAUCCGUAAUACGGUAGGACAAAAGAAUUUGGCAAGCAAAACACUGGUGGAUCAAAGAUUUCUGAUUUAACUUAUUGAUUAGAUAACGUAAGCACUCAAGAUAGUCAUGGCAAAAAGUCAUGAUACAGGUAUGCCAUAUUUUUAAAAACUUGUAAUAUGAAUUACUCUUUUUUUUUUUACCAGCAGAAAAUUUUAUUUUUAUAACUUGUGAAAAUAUGUGAUACAGAGGAAAAUAUCAUUUUCCCAUUUAUGUAUGUUUUUUUUUUUUUUUUUGGUACCGGGGAUUGAACUCGGGACCUUGCACUUGUGAGGCAGGCAGUGGAUAUGUAUCUUUCUUAAUUCACUAAUAAACUAACACUGAUGACCUAGAAAAAUAUCUAAAUGUUCCUUUCAACACAACAUUUUUGAAUGAUAAUCAAAAUAAUUGCCAUCAUUUGUCUCUAUGGGUCAUUUCAUAAACUGUCAUUUACCUGCAUUUUUUCACAUUAAUUUCAAAUUUAUUCCAAGUUCAAGACCAGUUUUCAGUUUAGUGUUUAUGUUUUAUUUACAUUUAUAAUUAAAUAAAUUUGAAAAUACUUUCAUAUUUCCUUAGAAAUUAUGAAUUGUAUUAUUGCUGACUCAAUUUACCGUGCUGUAAUUGCUCACCCUGUUUGGCAGUGGACUAAUUCACUGUUAGACAUCUCCUGAAGUAGUACAGACGUAUUCUUUCAUACACCUGUAUUAUUGCAUCACUACACUCUUUCAAGGGAGUGUUGACAUCUCUAACAUGGUUUACAUUUAUUAUGUCACAAUGUGUGACAUUCCUCCCACUAUAGUUUUUUUACAUUUUAAUUACUUAAUAUUUUUGCUUUUAAACUAGUUUUUCUUCUAUUAUACUUAAAGAUUGCAAAUAAUAGUGUAAAUUUAUCAUAUUCUGUUGAUGGGAUUUAUUGGAAGCAAACUUCAGCUCUAUAAAUCAGUAAGGUUUUCUUUUUUAUAGUAUAUGUUUGCAGUACAUAAUAGUUUUAUUCAUUGUGGGGAAUUUCUAUAUGUAGACCUCAUAUCUUGAUCAUUUUUGAUCAAUCCCUUUUUGCUCAACCUUCCUUUUUCCCUUUUUCUGAUCCUCUUCCUAUCUCCAAAAAGUCUGCUUCCCUGUUUCCUAUUAUCGCUUUUAUUUUAUUUUUAAUUUAUUUGUACUUUAGAUUUUCACUAUAAGAGAAACCAUCCAGUAUUUCACUUUCUGUGCCUGACCUUUUUCAUUUAACAUUGUGGUCUAAAGAUACAGUCACCAGCAUUUCAUUCUUUUUUAUGGCUGAAUAAUAUUCUAUUGUGUAUAUAUAUUACAUUUUCUUUAUCCAUUCAUCUGUUGAUAAUCAAUUUAAAAUAAGGGAAAAAAUUUGGAUUCAAAAUAUUAAAUUCAGAACUAUGUAGCUAAUAAUUCUCUGUACUUUUUUCCCUCAACAUACUCUUUAAUAAUAACUCUUCUUCAUGGUAUGCCAUGUCCUUGGCCCUCAUAUUUCAAAUAUAAUGGUUCUUAACUCAGAAACCAGCAUUUCUUAUUGUUUGGUGUGUUUUUUUCUGGUACCAGGGCUCAAACUUAGGACCUUGUUCUUGUGAGGCAGGCAUGGUGCCGCUCCUGGCUCUUAUUGCUUUUUACAUUGAUGCCUUGUAAGUAAAUAAAUAUAAUGCUGUGUAAAUAUUGUUCAUAUUUCUGAACUGAAAAUAUAUAAUAAAACAUUUGAUGUUUC